AAAUAGUCAAGUUUACGUGUUAAGCGCAAAAGACGAACGAAAGGCCAUGUGGUUGUCGACGGUGUGGUUUUUUCUGUUAGCCGCUUGCGUACACAGUGCAACAACAACGCACAAACAUGCACAUUCGCAUGCAAUUCACAAGGAGCGCACAGAGGAUGGGCCGCGCGAUUCCCAUCACUUAAACGGGGAACACUUUUCGGAGUUCGAUCACGAGGCAAUUUUGGGUAGCGUCAAGGAGGCGGAAGAAUUUGACCACCUUUCUCCAGAGGAGUCAAGGAGGCGCCUGGCUGUACUGGUCACCAAGAUAGACCAGAAUGCGGACGGAUAUGUAGAUAGGCAUGAGCUGAAAGCUUGGAUACUGCGAUCCUUUAAGUCGCUGGCUGAAGAGGAAGCAUCCGACAGAUUCGACGAUGUAGAUCUAAAUAACGAUGAUUCGGUAACGUGGCAUGAAUACCUUCAAGAAACCUACGGUAUGGACAGUGAGGAUGAGGAAGGAGUACGAUUACCCUUCGAACAACCGCGAGAUGAAGAUGAAAGAAAACUUAUCAACGAUGAUAAGGAAAUGUUUAAUGCAGCAGAUAUUGAUAAGAACGGUAGGCUGGAUUCGAAUGAAUAUGUAAGGUUUAUCUCGCCUGAAGAAUUCCCCGAGAUGCUGCCCAUUAUACUGCAACAAACACUGCGUGAGAAGGACAAGAACAGCGAUGGGCGUAUAGAUUUUCAGGAGUUUGUAGGUGAUAACGCCAAAGAUCGCGAUAAGGAGUGGCUAGUCGUGGAGAUGGAUAAAUUCAAACAUGAUUUUGAUAAAGACAAUGAUGGAUACCUGAACGGAAAUGAAAUACUAUCGUGGGUUGUGCCAAGCAAUGACGAGGUAGCCAGUGAUGAAGUUGACCAUCUAUUUGUUGCCAGCGAUGAUGACCACGACGAUAGGUUAUCGCAUCAGGAGAUCAUCGACAAGUACGACAUAUUCGUAGGAAGCGAGGCUACUGACUACGGUGAUCACUUGCACAACAUGCACCAUUUCGAUGAUGAGCUGUAGUGCAUCGCGUUUCACUGGUUUGAUACUGCCAAUUGUAAACUAUAGAUCGUCCAAUCAAGGAUACAUUCUUCUGCGACCCUCGUUUAUUUAUUCUCUGCUUUAUUUUGCUUACCUUUUAUUACUCUACUGAAUAUCUCAGCUGCCAUUAAUAGAAAUUAUUUAUUCUACAUUUUUUAUGAACACAAAAAUAUUAUAUAUUUUUAUUAAUGUUACUGUGUUAUAUUUUCGGCCAGUAACAUACUAAAAGUACUUUAGUAUAAUUUUACAGAACCAGAAAAACGAUGAAUUUGAGGAGGCAAAAUACACCCGGGUAGUCAGUCCGUUCAAUUCGGCUUCACAAACGACGUCACAUUUCCAUGAGUCUGUCCAUGUUAAAGGUAAUAUCUUAGAUCUAGGUGUAGAUCUAGAAACAUAGAAUGGAACCAUAGCGACACUCGAACGCAAGCGGAAGGAUCUUCUCAACGAUUUUUGCGUUUAAGUAUUUCAAAGAAACCCACGGUAAAGAUAUAAUUGCAGACUCAUUUAUUUUGGUUUAUUAUUCGUGAUUGUUUCAUUUACUAGAUAGCAUAUAUUUUAUUGCUUGAAGGAAGAAGGGAAAAACGCAAAUUAGGAAGCAUCUUGUUUAAAUAUGUGUGUUAUUAUGACGUAAUGUAAUAUAAACGAGUGAGAUUUUGAACAAGUUUGUAGUGUGUGCAUUCAAAAAACUCUUUGGUAUGUGUUUCUUGAACAUAAAUGUGAAUUUGUAAACGAACACUAACAUUCUGUUAUAAUGGUUUUUAAAUUAUUGCGGAGUCAAAUUAUGAAAUUUUUAUAAACAUUGCACAUAAAACAAUAGCAGCAAUAAAAUUGUUCCGAUUCGUUCAUUACAGUGAGAAAGUUUUGAGGAUAAAUGUUUUGACAAUAUGCACAAUUUAGAGCAUAGGUCGUGAAACGCUUUGGUUUUUUUUUUUUUUAACAUAUAUAAGGACGGACGAGCCGUAUGUUUAAACGCUUUGGUUAUUUAAAAACAAAUAAUUUGUUGGAUGGAAAUAACUUCGGCAAAAAGGCCUCGAUCGCCCCAUAUUACAAUAAGAUUACACGGUUUUUGUUGGAAACAUUGCCAAAACAUUUCCUAACAUAAAUAGACAUUUUUAUGUUAGGAAAUGUUUGGAACAUU
Messenger RNA from Anopheles aquasalis, 2192 nucleotides. RefSeq names its product reticulocalbin-2. Lineage: Eukaryota; Metazoa; Arthropoda; Insecta; Diptera; Culicidae. Gene Ontology annotation, cellular component: endoplasmic reticulum. The record is from RefSeq and is a predicted model, not a curated record. Gene Ontology annotation, molecular function: calcium ion binding.